This is a messenger RNA of Miscanthus lutarioriparius, 837 nucleotides long. The record is from the annotation of a GenBank genome assembly. Lineage: Eukaryota; Viridiplantae; Streptophyta; Magnoliopsida; Poales; Poaceae.
AUGGAUCUUAACAAGCUACCACCAGAUUUGGAUGAAGAUUUCUUGGAUGCAUUUGGUUUGGAUUAUGUGACCGGCAACCCUACCUUCUGUACUCAAGUGCCUGCAAUUCCUCAGCCUAAUGAUGAGCAUGUGAACCAGCAGAUUUUCCCUAGUUUUUCUGAAGUUGGUCAUGCUGGUUUAGUAGAGGUGGCUCCUGUAGUUUUAGGAGAGGCAAGGAUUGAGGACAGGAAUGAAGGUUCUACUGCUAAUUCUAUAGUUGCUGAUAAAGAAUUGAAUGGUGCUAGAAAUGAAGUAGCCGAAGAGGAGGAAGAGGUGUGGUCUACUCCUCAAAUGCCACACAAUGAGCUGUCUUUUGCAUCCUUGGACAAAGCAAAAGAGUACUACAGCUCUUAUGCAAAGAGAACUGGCUUCUCGAUUAGAAGAAACACACCAUGUCGGUCCGCAAUCACAAGAGAAAUGCAGAAGGUCCAGUUCGUGUGUAAUAAGGAAGGCUUUGGCAAGAAAAGGAGAGUUGCUGCUCAGCUUAUUGAUGCUAUGACUUGCUACUCUAACAAUGAUGAAGCCGAAGAGGAGGAUAGUGCACAAGAGGAAGAGGAUGAUCAAGGGGAGAAGAGGAAGAAGCUUGACGGAUGUAAGAAAAGGAAGAGGGAGAAAAUGCUAUAUACAAACUGCAAGGCGAGGAUGGUGGUCAAAAUGAUUGGCUCUAGGUGGCAAGUCAUCUAUUUUUUGGCCGAGCACAACCACGAUCUUGUGGUGAAGCCCUCGCUCAAGAAGUUCCUAAGAAUCUUCGUCCUCUUCAUCUUGGUCGAUGUCACCAUCUCCAUUUUCAUCACUUAG